UUAUAAAAGCUGAUGUCUUGAGAGACCCAGUUCAGAAGAGAUCCAGAGCUGAAUGCAAACCAUCCAACGGGCACCAUGGAAGAUAAAAGGCGUAAGCAGAACAUAUCCCGCUCCAGAAGAGCUCAGCUGCAGUUUUCUGUGAGCCUCGUUGACCACUUCCUCCGAGAAGGAAACUUCUCUCAGCAUCUGAGCGCUUCCCCAUCCGGGUUCCUCGCCGGUGUACUCGAGUCCCUGACAUCGAAUAUCCUUGACCUGACCAGCAAGGAAGCCCACAGCAGUGGCAAGAAGCUUAUAGGCUCAGAGCACGUGUCCCAGGCAUUACAGAACAACGAAGAGCUCCAUCAAUUCCUCAAAGAUGACAACCAAUCUAUGGUUGAGAAGACACCAGAACCCGAUAAGAACUGAUAAUACUUGGGUCUCAGAGGCUGCAGGUUCCCCCCUUAAGCCUCAAAUCGCCCCAAUGUCCCCCUAGCUGGGGGGGGGAAUUAGACAUGUUAUUAAAAGUGUCUAAACCGUUA
Peromyscus maniculatus bairdii (prairie deer mouse) is the source of this 518-nucleotide messenger RNA. Its product is annotated as histone H2A-Bbd type 1-like. Lineage: Eukaryota; Metazoa; Chordata; Mammalia; Rodentia; Cricetidae. The record is from RefSeq and is a predicted model, not a curated record. Gene Ontology annotation, molecular function: DNA binding; protein heterodimerization activity; structural constituent of chromatin. Gene Ontology annotation, cellular component: nucleosome.